AUGUCUCGAUUGGAUGCACAACAAAAGUUGGAUGAACUUCAUCUGGUUGCUUCAAGUCUUAAUAAGGAAAUAACAAUGAAGGCAAAUCCAACAAGAGCUCAACUUCAUCAAUGUAUUGCUGAAUGUACUAUGACUCGAGAUUUUUCAAAUUCAUUGAUUUUAUCUUCGAAUUGUUCACGCCGUAUAUCGUCGUAUGCAUGCAUGAUGCACAUUACUAUCUCCUAUGAACUUAGCUCUUAUCAAAUCGACUUUUUGACAACUGGUUCCGAAAAUGAUCCUAAUACUGAUCUCGUCACCAGUAUAGUACAACAAAAUAUAUCAGUAUUAUAUGGCAUAACGGUUGGCAUUGAUAUAGCUCGUACUCGAUUCUUUCCAGGUCCAUCUCUUACCGAUGGAGACGGAUUUUCUUUUUUUUGUAAUCGAGAUCGUUGUAAUAGUCAAAAUACAGAAAAUUCAGUACACUCAAUUAUUCAUAAUCAUAACUCUUUAUUGGACAUCAUUGAACCGUUAACAACGACUACACCAACGACUCCACAUGUUUCAUCAACAACAAGCCAUGGGAAUCAAGUAACAGCUGCUCACAAUGGAUGUGUCAUUAUACUAUUGUCAAUUGGAAUAUUGUGCCAAUAUUUUCAAAAAUAUUUGUACUAUUAA
Messenger RNA from Rotaria sordida, 654 nucleotides. The record is from the annotation of a GenBank genome assembly. Lineage: Eukaryota; Metazoa; Rotifera; Eurotatoria; Philodinida; Philodinidae.